Passer domesticus (house sparrow) is the source of this 2473-nucleotide messenger RNA. Its product is annotated as signal transducer and activator of transcription 2-like. The transcript is spliced from 25 exons. Lineage: Eukaryota; Metazoa; Chordata; Aves; Passeriformes; Passeridae. Gene Ontology annotation, biological process: response to peptide hormone; type I interferon-mediated signaling pathway; regulation of transcription by RNA polymerase II. Bases 140 to 2473 code for a protein of 777 amino acids. The record is from RefSeq and is a predicted model, not a curated record. Gene Ontology annotation, molecular function: DNA-binding transcription factor activity, RNA polymerase II-specific; RNA polymerase II cis-regulatory region sequence-specific DNA binding.
AGCCCGCCUUCCUGCUCCGGUGGCGGCCGAGGAGCGAGGGGACCCCCGGGAACAGCGGGACCCCCGGAGCAGCGGGACCCCCGUGCACAGAGGGACCCCCGGGAGCAGCGGGACCCGGGCUGCCGGUGCUGCGGGCAGCAUGGCGCAGUGGCAGGAGGUGCAGAGCUUGGCCAACACUUACCUGGAGCAGGUGCACCAGCUGUACGCGGGCUCGGCGCUGCCCAUGGCCGUGCGCCAGUCCUUGGCCGCCUGGAUCGAGACCCAGAACUGGCGCCAGGCGGCGGAGCCGCUCUGCUCGCAGGCGCGGAUGCUCUUCCACUCCUUACUGGUGGUACUGGGAGAGCGCCUGGGCAGCCUGGGCUCGGACCGCGAGGAUUUCAUGCUGAAGCACAACCUGCGCAAGGCUCACCGCGACCUCCAGGCGGAGUUCGAGGAGGAGCCGGAGAGGUUCGCCAACCUGGUGGACAACCUGCUGCAGGAGGAGCGGCGGAUCCUGCGCCUUGGGCAGGCCGGGGGGCAGGGGGGCUCGGCCCCCGCGCCCAGCCCGGCCCCGGAGAGCGGCCGGGAGCAGCAGAUCCAGCGGCGCUUGGCCGAGUUCCACACGGCCCUGCAGGAAGCCGAACGAGCCUUCAGGCACCUGGAGGACUUGCAGGACGCCUUUGACUUCUGCUACAAGGUGCACUACCAGCCAGGUGAGGAGAGGAAUGGAGACCCCGAGUACAUCCAGGAGCUCCAAUCCCUCCAGGCCAAACUGCAGAACCUGGACCGGCAGCGCCGGGAGGUGCUGGCUCAGAUGCAGCAGCUUUUGGGGCGCAGCGAGACCCUGCAGGAGCUGCUGCAGCAGGAGCUGGGGGGCUGGCGGGUGCGGCAGCAGCACCUGUGCCUGGGGGGCACCGCCGACACCAACCUGCGCCCGCUGGAGACCUGGUUCACGGAGCUGGGCCAGGGGUUGUUCCAGCUGCGGCAGCUGCUGCGGGCGCUGGGGGAGCUGCGACAAAAGGUGACGUACGCCAGGGACCCGCUGGUGGCAGAGACGCCCCUGCUGGAGCAGCGGCUGCAGGAGCAGCUCACGCACCUGCUGAGGAGCGCCUUCGUGGUGGAGCAGCAGCCCAGCACGCCCAACGCCGGCAAGCGGCCGCUGGUGCUGCGCACGGCCGGCAAGUUCUCGACGCGCGCGCGGCUGCUGGUGCGGCUGCACGACCGCAACCGCGGCAUGGAGGCCAGGAUCCACAUCGACAGGGACCCUCCCAACAUCAAAGGGUUCCGCCGCUUCAACAUCCUGACCUCGAGCAGCAAAACGCUGCUGGCCGGGGACAGCCCCCAGGAGGGGCUGCUCUGCGACUUCCAGUACCUCACGCUGAAGGAGCAGAAGGAGAGCAGGGCUGGCAAGGGCAAAGGUGCCAGCGGCGAGGGUCCCCUGGUGGUGACGGAGGAGCUGCACCUCAUCACCUUCACGCUGGCUUACGCCUACUGCGGGCUGGAGCUGGAGCUCGAGGCCACCACGCUGCCCUUUGUCAUCAUCUCCAACAACAACCAGUUCUCCAGCGCCUGGGCCUCCAUCCUGUGGUUCAACAUGCUCAGCUCGGACCCCAAGGCCCAGCAGUUCUUCUCGUCCCCGCCGCCAGCCCCGUGGCCCCGGCUGGCCGAGGUGCUGAGCUGGCAGUUCCAGAGCGUGGCCGAGCGCGGCCUCAGCCGGGACAACCUCCUGAUGCUGGCCAAGAAACUGCUGGGCUCGAAGCCGUCCCUGGACAGCGCCGUGGCCUGGCCCAAGUUCUCAAAGGACGGCCCCUCCGGUUUCUCCUUCUGGGCCUGGCUGGACGGGAUCCUGGGGCUGAUCCAGGAGCACCUCAAGCAGCUCUGGAAGAACGGACUCAUCCUGGGCUUCGUGAGCCACAAGCAGGCCGAGAAGCUGCUCAAGUCCAGGAGGACGGGGACGUUCCUGCUGCGCUUCAGCGAGAGCGUCCUGGGGGGUGUCACCUUCACGUGGGUGGAGCACCACGAGACAGAGUCCCCCACCUUCCACGCCGUGGAACCCUACACAGCCUCGGAGCUGGUGUCGCUGGCCCUGCCCGACAUCAUCCGUGACUACCACAUGAGCCUGGAGGAGAAGAACCCAGAAAACCCCCUCAAGUUCCUGUACCCCAGCACCCCCCGGGACGAGGCUUUCGGGCCCUUCUACAGCCAGAGGCUGGAGGGGAGCCUGAGUGAGUCCCAGAAGUACCUGAACCGGCGCCUCAUCCGCGUGUCCUCCAGGCCCCCCAGCAAGCAGCAGACAGAGGAGGAGCUGGCGGUGGCCACGGAGAACCUGGAGACGCUGCGGCUGCAGCCCCGGGGGCAGGGGACACCGGGGGGCCUGGGGACACCGGGGGGCCUGGGGACACCGCAGGGCCUGGGCACACCGCAGGGCUUGGGGACACCGGGGGGCCUGGGGACACCGGGGGGCCUGGGGACACCGCAGGGGGGUGGCCACUAG